Molecule: messenger RNA, 1470 nt
Organism: Rasamsonia emersonii CBS 393.64
Lineage: Eukaryota; Fungi; Ascomycota; Eurotiomycetes; Eurotiales; Trichocomaceae
Product: Aldehyde dehydrogenase (NAD(+))
Exons: 4
Coding region: 1-1470 (489 amino acids)
Molecular function (GO): aldehyde dehydrogenase (NAD+) activity
Source: RefSeq, a predicted model, not a curated record
AUGACUCCUGAAGGGAUCGAACCCCGACUGCUUAUCAACGGGAAGUUAGUGGAGGCAUCCGAUAAGAAGACUUUCCCCUUGUACAAUCCUACGACACGGGAGAAAAUCGCAGAUGUCCCGGAAGCCAGUGAAGAAGACACCAAUGCAGCCGUUGCGGCAGCCAAAGCAGCCUUUCCGAGCUGGUCUGCGCUCUCGCCGAUUCAGCGCGGCCAAUGUUUCAAAAAACUGGCAGACUUGAUCCGAGAAGCACACGACGAGCUCGCAUACCUCGAAGCGAUCUCCAUGGGUCAGCCGGUUUCCCGAUACCAUGACAGCUAUUGGGCCGCAGCGGAGUUUGACUACUAUUCUGAGGCGUGGCUGAGGCCGCAGGGCACGACCAGUUUACACACCCCAGGUUUCGUGAAUAUGACUUUCAGGCAGCCGUACGGUGUCGUGGCUGCUAUUAUUCCGUGGAAUUUUCCUCUGGGGUUCUUUGCCAAAAAGACGGCCCCGGCCCUCAUGGCUGGGAAUACGGUGGUGCUGAAAAGCAGUGAAAAGGCCCCUUUGACGUUGCACGACCAGUCUGCAAAAGUUGCUACUUUGGUCGAAAAGGCCGGAUUUCCCCCAGGUGUACUGAAUAUCAUCUCCGGACACGGUCCACUCUCGGGUGCAAUCCUGUCCUCCCACAUGGAUGUCCGUGUCGUGACAUUCACGGGCUCUGUCCGUACGGGGCGGCAGAUUCAAAUGGCGGCGGCAAAAUCCAAUCUGAAGAACGUGCUCCUCGAACUUGGUGGGAAAACUCCAGCGGUGAUCUUUGAGGAUGCGGACUUGAAAAAAGCCAGCGAAGAGACGCGGUUCAGCAUCCAGUAUAACAGCGGCCAGGUUUGCAUGGCCAAUUCCCGUAUCUACGUCCAGGAGUCCAUCGCCGAUCGCUUCAUUUCGCUAUUCAAGGAGAAGUUUGCCGCCGUACGUGCAGGAGAUCCAACGAACAAGGACACAAAUCAUGGACCACUAGCCGACGAGGCCCAGUACACAACCGUUACGAACUACAUCGAAGAAGGGAAGAAGACCGGCACCCUGCUUCAUGGCGGCAACGGAGGCCUUCAGCAUCUGAACGGAUACUUCGUCGAGCCGACCAUCUUCACCAACACCCCCGAGAACGCCAGGAUCGUGAAGGAAGAGAUCUUCGGUCCGGUGGUGGUCAUCAACACCUUCAAGAGCGAGGAGGAGGUGAUCCAGAAAGCGAACGACAGCGAGUACGGCCUCUAUGCGUCAGUGUACACGAAGAAUCUUGAUCGAGCCAUGCGCAUGGCCAAGGCGUUCGAGGCUGGAACAGUGUCCAUCAAUUGCGCCAGCCCGUCGCUGGCGCCCGACAUGCCAUUUGGUGGCUACAAGGCCAGCGGGAUCGGCCGUGAAGGGUGGAUUUGUGGACUGGACAAUUACCUGGAGACCAAGACUGUGCUAAUGAAGGUCGACAGUGCAUCGCAAUAG